AUGAAAUCAAAUGAAAUUUCCCCUUUCGAUACUCGUCCUUUUAGAAGACUCAGCAACUCCUCUAAAGGUGAUGCCGAGAAUCAAGCAAUCGAUAGUCGUGGAAAGCUACCUCUAUUAUACGAAGAUGAUGAUCGUUCAGGAAAUAGAUCUAAAGCGAGCGAUGGGUUUACGUUUGCAACAGAUAAUCAUCAGGUCCAUACUUUUGAUGCCUUGUUUCUCGACACCACACCACCGUUGCGUUCAUAUGAACAUAAGAUGCAGGAGCUUGCAGACAUCGAAUCUCAAUAUUCCGAGCUUAUUAAUAAACAGCAGACACGAGCUCACCAAGGACCAGUUCAACAUGAGGCAAGUGGCCCGAAGAUAUCAACUGAGGCGGUUAUUCGGUUAGGUGGAGAACGGUUCAUUCAAUCUUGUUCAUCGACUUCUUCGAUAGUGAGCCACCCAUACGGUAGUUCCUUCUCGGGCCUUUCUGAUCAAGAAGUAAAAGAUGUUCAACUCAUUGAAAAUCUACUACUUUCUGCAGAGAAAGUCACUCACCAACAGUUUGAACAAUCGAUUAAGCUUCUUGAUUGGUGUGACGUUAUGUCUUGUAGCUCAGGGAACCCGAUUCAAAGAUUAGUUCAUUAUUUUUCAAAAGCUUUACGAGAGAAGGUCGAUAAAGAAACCGGGAGAGUUUCUUCGUGUGGGUCGGGAAAAAAAGAUGUAGAAGAUCUUGUAAGGAGAGUGGUGAGCUCGAAUGCGACCGCUCCCUUGCUUUAUGAAAAAUCACCGCUUUUCCAAGCGGGUUGUUUUUCUGGGGUGCAGGCUUUGGUGGACGGUGUAUCCGGGUCAAAAAAUGUUCAUGUAAUCGAUCUCUCGAUAAAACAAGGCACCCAUUGUACGAUUCUUAUGCAAGCUCUCGUAUCUCAACAAAAUUGUCCUAUCGAGCACCUUAAAAUAACCUCUGUCGGGACUACUUCCAAACAGAAAAUCGAGCAAACGGGUGACUGGUUGAAGAGUUUUGCUGAAUCUAUAAACUUAUCUUUCUCUUAUAACGCGGUUAUAGUUGAAGAUAUGCUAGAUUUCAAUAAAGAUCAUCUUGAAUUGGAUCCAGAUGAGGCUUUGGGUGUUUACACAUCAUAUGGUUUAUGGGGCAUGAUCGGGCAACAGGACCGAUUAGACUCUUUAAUGAAUGUUAUAAAAAGUAUUAACCCAUGUGUUAUGGUGGUGUCUGAAGCUGCGGCAAAUCUUAACUCACCAAACUUUGUGAACCGUUUUAUUGAAGGUUUGUUUUACUACGGGGCAAUGUUUGAUUCUUUUGAAGAGUGUUUAGGUCGUGAAGAUGAAAACCGCACUAUUACUGAGUCGAUGUAUUUUGCUAAGGGAAUUAAUAACGUCGUGGCAUCAGAAGGCACGGAAAGAGUGAUUAGGCAUGUGCAUAUUAAUGUUUGGAGAAAGUUUUUCGCACGGUUUGGGAUGAAGGAGAUCGAGCUAAGUAUGUCUUCUUUAUAUCAAGCUAAUCUGGUGGCAGGAAAGUUUUCAAAUGGAAGUUGUUGCACAUUUGAUAGGGACGGUGAGUCACUCGUAAUCGGCUGGAAAGGUACACCGAUCGAGUAUGUUACUGCUUGGAAAUUUUCUUGA
Molecule: messenger RNA, 1620 nt
Organism: Helianthus annuus (common sunflower)
Lineage: Eukaryota; Viridiplantae; Streptophyta; Magnoliopsida; Asterales; Asteraceae
Product: DELLA protein GAIP
Exons: 1
Coding region: 1-1620 (539 amino acids)
Biological process (GO): regulation of DNA-templated transcription
Cellular component (GO): nucleus
Molecular function (GO): DNA-binding transcription factor activity; sequence-specific DNA binding
Source: RefSeq, a predicted model, not a curated record